CCUGGGCCGUAGCUCCUUGUCGUCCCCAUGUUGAUGUCUGUCAACCCCAAGCCCAAGACCAGCCACCCGCGCUUGCGAGAAGUGGAUGAUGCCCAGCCUGUUCCCGCGUUUGCAACUUUUUGUCCUCCAACAACCUCUUCGCCACGAAUAUUAACGCGGAAACGUCCAUCUUUUUGACGAUUGGCCAUUGAAUACCAGAUUGGGUUGCGACACCGCUACUUGCGCAAACGCCCCAACUGUCGUCAGAAAGACCCCCGGAAACUCGAAGCCGCUAUCAACCUCGAGCGGAUACACCUAUACCUGGGCCACACAGCCCCUAGUGCAAUGCCCACAUCCAACUAAAUGUCGUGGCCCAAUGAUCAACACUCUCGGAGGCGCGGGGUAUGGAGCCAUUGGGUGCCGCUCGCAGUCACCGUGACUGUUGCGACAGUCGGUGUGGCUGCGUGGGUUUGGAGCCAGCGGAAGGACGAAGACGAGACACCCGAGAGCGAACAGUACCCGGAUCUCGACUACGGUAAUGGUGAAUACGGGGAUAAUUCCGCGUACGGUACUGCCAAAGGGCCGAAGCCUCCCCCGAGCAAUGUCGGGACCGAAACAUACGGCACAGCCGACGCAUCUCGGGACCCAGCGGCUGAUGGAUGGGGCGCGCGCAUGUCGGGCGCGUUGAGGCGCACACCCAGCCCACAGCAAUUCUUCGAGUCCGCCGGCAAGACCGUCACCGCAGGCGUCGCUGCGGCUGGUGCCGUUGCCGGCCGCGCCCUUGCGGCCAUCCGCGAGGAGGACAAGAAUGCGUACGCCGACCACGAGACUUGGUCCGAGGAGGCAGACGCCAGAAAGGAGCGACCAUCCGCGCCAAGGGACCCGAGCAAGCGGCGGAGGACCGUCGCUAUUGUUGUCUCUGCCGACAACCACGCGGAUGAUUUCGACGAAGAUGGCUUCCAUGAACACGCUUCCAUCUUGUCGCAUAUCCCGCGCUACAACGAUUUCAACGACAUCAAACUUUUCGUUCUGAUCUACGCGCCGGGUCUCAAGGAGACUGCUGGCGAAUCUACGAGUAACCUUCCGCCACCUUCGUUGAGCUCGUCCUUCUCUAACAUUGAGCACCAUCAAGCCCAGACGCCUGGUGAAGAGUCGUCAAAGAGCCCCUUGAUGCAAGCUUCAUCUGGAAACGCUGCCUUCAAUGCCGUCUACUCUCAGGCAUUGGCUCUGGUCGAGAAGGAAACCAUGGUUAUGCCCUUCACCACACCCAACGGCCACAACCAUAUCCUACGCCAUCUGCAGCCUGAGAUUAUCUAUCUCCAGGAGAGUCUGGCCGGCGAGAAUGGCAGUGUCGUCUCCAACCUGCAGACCUGGCUACGCCACGACAUCAUCCUUGUUGUCGGUGCAGAAGGUGGCGACGGGGGCCUCGCCGACAGCGAGUCGGAAGCCGAACGGCCCGCCAAGGAAGAGAAGUGGUGGCAGCGAACGGACCGUGUUGGACGGGGCCGGGGGGUCGUUGUUGUUGACGGCAUGCGGGUCCAUGACGACUGGGCCCGCCGUGUCCAGGGCAAGGAGUAAAUGCUUACGACCCCACGGUGUAUAAAUGACGACCUGAAUAUCCGAUCACGUUUUUUAUGUAAGCGCGGGGAGCUCUCGAUGGAUGUGGAAAUGUGUGUUAUGUUCGGACUGUAUAUACCACGAGAUAUCAUGUGACGUUUUCAUGAGGAAGGUAAUUGACUAUUGUAGCGCAAAACCGUCCCAUUCGCGCGUGAAUCACAUGCACGAGUUAACAUGAUUAUGGGAAGUAUAGUAUCAUUCUAUGAGUGACCCCGGAAAGAAUAAAUUCAAG
Colletotrichum navitas is the source of this 1828-nucleotide messenger RNA. RefSeq lists its product as uncharacterized. The record is from RefSeq and is a predicted model, not a curated record. NCBI's taxonomy places the organism in Eukaryota, Fungi, Ascomycota, Sordariomycetes, Glomerellales, Glomerellaceae. The coding region runs from base 343 to 1557 and encodes 404 amino acids. The transcript has 2 exons.